AUGAAGCCAUCGCUUCCAUAUGAUUCUUCCACGCUUUCCAUUUGGCAUCGCACGACACGGUCAUUCCCACACCUUCAUGCAAAUCAUUUUGCCGAUGUUCCGGCUUCUGCAAGAUAUCUCAUUAUCGGUUCCGGCAUUUCAGGCGUUUUAACUGCCUGGAAGCUUGUUGAGAGCGGCAUCGAGGGCGAUGAGAUUUUGAUCAUUGAAGCUCGAGAAGCUGUGUCGGGCGCUAGUGGCAGAAAUGCCGGCCAUAUUCGACCUGAUGCUUUCCGUGGUUUCUCUGGAUAUGCUUCAUACCACGGACCUGAACAAGCUCGGAAGAUCCUGGAGAACGAGAAAAGGGUGAUGGAGGAUAUCCAAGACUUUGUGAAAACUCACAAUAUCGACUGCGACUUCAACCUGACGACGACCUUCGAAGUUUGCUUCUCCGACAAAUUUGCUAAAGAAGCAGCCGACGCCUUCGAAGCAUAUAAACGCGCUGGUGGUGAUGUGGACCCCGUCAGGUUCUACGAAGGUGAGGAAGCAAAAGCGAGAACUAAGGUUCCAGGAGCUUUAUGCGCCUAUGAGUGGACCGCUGCAUCAAAUCAUUCUGGGAAAUUAGUUCAGUGGAUUUUGAACGACGCCAUUAAAAAAGGAGUCAAGCUAUGGACACAUUGUCCUGUAACGAAAGUUGUCAAACAUCAGAGCUCUGAAGACCAAUUUCGUUGGGACAUCCAUACUCCCCGUGGAGUCGUCGCUGCUGAGACCGUCAUUCACUGUACUAAUGCCUAUGCGGCCUAUCUGAUACCAGAAUUAAGCCAGUUCAUCACAGCAAAUCGCGCCCAGUCUCACGCGUUCAUUCCGCGGUAUUCGCUUUCUGGGGAGCAUAGAUUGAAGAGCACAAUGGCUCUUCGGUACGAUGUGGGGAGCUUCUUCUCUGUGAAUCCUUUGCUCAAUGGCACCAUUAUAUUCGGCGGGACGGGGAUCAGGAGUCUUUCUGAAAACCCCGAGGCACCGUCUGGAUUCAUGAAUACCUUUGACGAUACCUCCUACAGCAAUUUGAUCGCAGGAACUGCUACAAGAGAGUUUAACUCUCUAUCUCGAGAGGCAGCAGAGGUUCCGCUGCGACAUGGUGAAGGUUUAGAUCAUGCCUGGACCGGAAUCAUUGGGAUGACCCCCGACAGUGUACCUUUAGUCGGUCCCCUUGAGGCCCUUGAGGGCCAAUGGAUUUGUGCCGCCUUCAAUGGUCAUGGUAAGUUUCCUUGUACAUUUGUGCUCGUCAUCGCAGGGCUGAUCUUUAUCUUCUUCACAGGAAUGGCGGGCAUCUUCAGGUGUGCCCCUGGAUUGGUUAAGCUCAUAUUAGGGCAAACUUGGCAGGAUACCGGUCUUCCCGAAUGCUUCCAGAUCAGCAAAGAGAGAAUCGACAGAUUCAAAGAGCCUAUCAAAAGUUCCCUCUGA
Molecule: messenger RNA, 1437 nt
Organism: Penicillium atrosanguineum
Lineage: Eukaryota; Fungi; Ascomycota; Eurotiomycetes; Eurotiales; Aspergillaceae
Product: NAD(P)/FAD-dependent oxidoreductase
Exons: 2
Coding region: 1-1437 (478 amino acids)
Cellular component (GO): cytoplasm
Molecular function (GO): oxidoreductase activity
Source: RefSeq, a predicted model, not a curated record